GAGAAAACUGGAAAAUUGUUUUCGUCUUUUUCUUUCACCGCGCGUGACUUUCUGGUCAGUAAAAACUAAACCCAAUAAAAUAAAAUCAAAACCCUCGCUCGCUCCAUUUUACAAAACAAAUCGCUAAUUUCGUAAUAUCAACUUCAUCUCUCUCUCACACCACGCUGCGCUUCUCAACUGAGGCUUUUUAAUUUAAGGGACAGAAAGAGGGUAUGGUAAUUUGUAGAAUUAUUGAAUUGUAAUAAUCAACGUGGCAACAGACUGAUUGUGAAAGGAGUUUUGUUGGGCGAUCUUACUGACACUACUGAGUUUUAUUUGGAGUUUUGUUGUGUUUAAUAGUUCAGGACGUAAUCUGAAGAUCUGUGAUGGAUUUGGAUAGUGAUUUGCACGAGUCACCAGCUUCGCCUGAUUUGUCAGGUUCCCAAAGCAAUGUAGAUGUUAAAUUGACAGAGAAAAAGAAAACGAAAAAGAGAAAAAAGGGGAAGUCUAAAAAUAACUCGAGCCAAUCUUGUGUAGAAGCGGAUAUUUGUUUGCACGGGAAUGAAGAAAAAAAGCAGAAAGUUCUCAGUCAGGCUGCAGAAAAGGGAAACGGAGAGAGUGAGAUCCAAGACAAAGCAGACAACUGUAAUUCAGUUGUAGUUGAUGCUGAUGCAAAGUUACUUGCUAAAGAGUCUGUGUUAGAAGUUGUAAAAAUGGACAUCGAGCAAAGUAUAAAUGAGAACAGUUCCAACCCCAAGGAAACAAGUGAUUCUGUGAAGAAUGGAAGUCCGGUAAACAAUCAUGAUGAGGAUCUAAAGGUUCAUGAUCUGUCUAAUAAAUCUCAGAGCAUUAAAACCUAUUCAAGGAAGAAAUUAAAUGAUGUCAAUUGUAAGAGAAACUUGGAAUGCCCAAGUGCUGAAAAUUCUAACAAAGAGCCAAUUAUCCAGGACCAUAACAAUGAUGGUUCACAUGAGGUUUCUGAUGGACCAUUGAGAGAUGUCUUAAUGGAAGGAGAAAAAGAACAUUUAACCAAUCAGAACAAAGUUGAAGCGGAGGAAAUGGAGUUGAUAGCAGACUACAGUUCUGAGAAAAGUUCUAUGACUACAUCUUCUAUUGUAGAUAUUCCUGUUACACAACAUGAAGAAAGAAAUGCUAGACAGAAAGGUCAUGCUGAGCUUACAAGAAAUGGUCUGUGUUGUCUAACUGAUAUUUCUGAUUUAAGCUUAAGCAGUGGUAAUUCAGAGAUAUCACAAUGCUCAGUGGACAGAACUAUUAUCAGCAACUCAAAGAACAAGCUUCUCAUCCUUGAUGUGAAUGGACUUCUUGCAGAUUGUGUCAGUGAUGUUCCUAAUGGGUAUUAUCAACCAGAACCAGAUUUUUGGGUUAGAAGGAGAAAAGUGUAUAAGAGGCCCUUUUGUGAUGAUUUUAUACAGUUUUGCUUUGAGAGAUUUCAUGUGGGCGUUUGGUCAUCUAGAACCAAGUCUAAUGUUGAUGAUGUAAUCGAACUUCUUUUGGGGAAAUCUGCAUCCAGACUGCUCUUUUGUUGGAAUCAAUCCCACUGUACUACAACAAAAUUUAAUACUGUUGAGAAUAGAGAUAAGCCCCUUGUGUUGAAGGAACUGAGAAAGUUAUGGGAGAAGCUGGAACCUGGUCUUCCAUGGGAGAAAGGAGAGUUCCAUGAGUCAAACACAUUACUACUCGAUGACUCCCCUUACAAGGCACUUGUGAAUCCUAAGCAUACGGCUAUAUUCCCUUAUUCUUACCGGCACCACCACAUUAGAGACUCAGCAUUAGGACCUAAAGGUGAUCUUCGGGGUUAUCUAGAAAGGCUGUCUAAGGCAGACAAUGUUCAAGAGUUUGUGUCGGCGAAUCCAUUUGGCCAGCGGCCCAUAAGAGAAGCAAAUAUAUCCUGGGGUUACUAUCUUAAAGUUAUAGAAUCAGUUAAGUGCAGUGAAAAUGAUAGGCUCUCAGCCCCAGAUAAGGAGGAAACCCCAGCCCCAGAUAAGGAGGAAACCCCAACCCCAGUCAAGGAGGAAACCUCAGCACCCAUCAAGGAGGAGGAAACCUCAGCACCCGUCAAGGAGGAGGAAACCUCAGCACCUGUCAAGGAGGAAACCUCAGCACUCGUCAAGGAGGAAACCUCAGCACCAGUCAAGGAGGAGACUGCUUAAAGAAGAAAAGCAGGAUGAAAGCCACUGAUAUGAAUAUUGAUGCACACCAUUCGUAUUUUGUACUGUGUUUGUUGUGUGCUACGAACACAUGACAGACAUCCUAGGACACAGAUAUGACAAGGGCAAUUAUUUUUUGGUAUGUUGAAUUUUUUGUUGCAUACAUUUAGAACUAAAAUUGUUUGCCUCAAAAGAACUAAAUAGAUAAGUAGAUAGGUUAAGUUAAGUUAAUAUCAAACUUACAUUUACAAUUUCUUUAUUGCAUAUCAAUCAUACACAAAUACUACCUUGCCAAAUGUAUGUCCAAAGCAUUUGAAAUGCCAAUACACGCAGUGUAGAUGAAACAAGCUUUGACAUACAUGAUCCACGUCUGCUUCAGGCUACUCACACCUACUUAUAGUGUUUAUUAUCUUCCUUUAGAAGUUUUCAUUUGGGUUUGUAUUCAAUUACUUAUAAUUUUGAUAAUCAUUUUUUAGUUUAGCAGGUUUUA
Lathyrus oleraceus (garden pea) is the source of this 2637-nucleotide messenger RNA. RefSeq lists its product as uncharacterized. Lineage: Eukaryota; Viridiplantae; Streptophyta; Magnoliopsida; Fabales; Fabaceae. The record is from RefSeq and is a predicted model, not a curated record. The transcript has 7 exons. The coding region runs from base 366 to 2150 and encodes 594 amino acids.